CAGAGAGAUUUUCAUCAAUCUCCAACCAUGUUGUCAUUUUCAAAUUGCUUUUACAUGCACUCAUGACGCAAAGAUAUUGGCACAGUGUCAAAAAGACAGAACACCAGGUAGAUUGUCUUUUCAUUUGCAUGUUGAAGUUAUGUCUCCACGGUGCAAACCCAAAUCAUUGGAAAAUAUAUGUCUGUUAAGUAGCAAGCUGUUCUUUGAAAAUGUCAUUGAGAGUAUCUCCCACACAUUAAUCGACAUUCCCAGCGAUCACCAGAGAAAUCGAGCUUUGGAGCGGUUUAUCGACGAUUUCAAAGCUAAUUUCCUAGAGGGUCUGCCCAGUAAUCAGGUCCAUUCAGUGAUCCAACACCUUUUAUCAGCCAUUGCCACUUGUGUGGACCGGAAAAAGGACCACUGGAGAAUGGACGAAGACAACAAAUACGCCAGCAAGUUCACGCAGACCGUGUACAUCAUCACGGAGUUCGUCAAUCUCAUCAUCAUACCCUCCUUAGUCCAUCUGGAUCUGCCCAACGUGGUCAAGAUGCUGCGCACGAAGCUGUAUGACCUUUUGAUCCAUUUUCCACAAUUGAGGUCUCUCCUUCUUGGAUCCGGCUCCGGAGGGUGGUCUCAGGUCUUUCAGCCCAAGUUCAUCCAAGCACUGAGCUUCAUGGACCGCCUUGUGCACUUCUCAUUAAAUUACGAUGCCAGCGAUGAGAUGUUGGAGGUGAUUCAGAAAACCUGCGGGGGAACGCUGAAGAUUCUAGACUUGGAGCACUCUUUUCAGGUCACCGAUGCUGGAGCCAAAGAUAUUUCGAAAAUAAGCGGGAUCACCCACCUUCACUUGUUCCACACCAGUAUCACUCCAUUUGGACACGCCAUACUGCUGAGAAGCCUCAAGGAGCUUCUCGUUUUGGUACGAGGAGAUUUUCUGUGUGACGCUCUAGAGGUGCUCAGUCACGAAUGUCAUGACCUCCAACAAGAUUAUCCGAAGCUCAAACUUCGAGAGUUUUGGUCCUCCGAACAAUACUUUUUCCACGACACCGAGCAAAUGACCUUGGUCUCGCACAUGUGCCCAGAGAUUCGUAAAAUGAUGUUCCAGUUCAGUGAGGAUCACUUAGAGAGUUUUUCUAUCCUCUCUUCAUUCCAAUAUCUGACGGAACUUCAUAAUUGGGGAGGGGAUUUCUACCGAAACAGCUUGGACGACUUGAUCCUGAAAAUUGGACCUCAACUCCGUGUUCUGUAUUUGAUCCACGUGGAUGAGAUUGAUUACGAGGCAUUGGUGUUUUUAAGUCAAAUGUGCCCGCAAUUGGGUACAUUGGGCUUUUAUAACUGCAUUUUCAGAGACUUUCAAGUCCCCACUCGAAAAUGUCACUUGAAUGCCAUGUGGGCAAUCCAAAAAUUUGCCAUGGUCAGCGAAUCCGAUGUGGAGUAUAUUGUUACACUCCUCCAAAACAUGCUCAAUAUCGAAUGCUUGAUCACAGGCUCCAGUACCGAGAUCGGUGACGAGGACUUCGUACAAAUUCAGUCUGCAAACCAACUACAAAAAUUGGAGGAACUUCGAAUAUCGAGCAGCAAAAGUUUGACGUUGACGACCGUUUACUCCUUGAUUGAAAACUGUCCGAAUCUGAGAUUGAUCCGGGCUCUGGAUUAUUGGACACAAGUCAGUGACCCCGAAAUAUGGCAACUGGAUGUCUACAUCCGCAAUAACAACCUCCAUGUGGAUAUUCGAUGAUUCGCUUUUGUGACAUACAUAAUUUCGAAGAAGCAUUCGUUUCUUUUGA
Molecule: messenger RNA, 1766 nt
Organism: Tigriopus californicus
Lineage: Eukaryota; Metazoa; Arthropoda; Copepoda; Harpacticoida; Harpacticidae
Exons: 3
Coding region: 140-1717 (525 amino acids)
Biological process (GO): SCF-dependent proteasomal ubiquitin-dependent protein catabolic process
Cellular component (GO): SCF ubiquitin ligase complex
Source: RefSeq, a predicted model, not a curated record